Seriola dumerili (greater amberjack) is the source of this 1128-nucleotide messenger RNA. RefSeq names its product mitochondrial ribosomal protein L58 (gene mrpl58). The coding region runs from base 1 to 570 and encodes 189 amino acids. Gene Ontology annotation, molecular function: translation release factor activity. Lineage: Eukaryota; Metazoa; Chordata; Actinopteri; Carangiformes; Carangidae. The transcript is spliced from 6 exons. Gene Ontology annotation, cellular component: mitochondrial large ribosomal subunit. The record is from RefSeq and is a predicted model, not a curated record. Gene Ontology annotation, biological process: mitochondrial translational termination.
AUGGCGGCGCACAUAGCACGACGGUCUUAUUUACUUUGCCGUAGCGCAGGAAUAAACGUGAUUUCACUGCGUGUAGAACCAAUAAGAGACGUUCACAGCAGGUUACAGCCGCGUGUUAGUUAUGGGACCCGGGAAACAGACACAGAGGACGCCCAGGUGCACAUUCCAGUGGAACGUCUGAGAGUGUCUUACAGCAGGAGCAGUGGUCCUGGUGGUCAGCAUGUCAAUAAAGUUAACACAAAGGCAGAGGUCCGGUUCCAUGUGCUGACAGCAGACUGGAUCCCAGAGGAGGUUCGACAGAAGAUCUUUGAAAGGAACACAAACCGCAUCAAUAAGGCCGGAGAGCUGCUGGUGACCUCCGAGCUGAGCAGGAGUCAGCACAGAAACCUCUCAGAUUGUAUCCAGAAGAUCUCUGCCAUCAUAGCUGAAGCCAGCAGGAAGCCUCACGAACCGACAGCAGAAGACCUAGCUCUGAGGGAGGCCAGGUUACAGAAGAGCAACAAGGAGCGACUCAAACAGAAGAAGAUCCAUUCAGCCAUCAAACAGAACAGACGAGUGGAUUUUGACUGAUUAAUCAACUGUUAUGUUUCUACCUCUAAUACUUGCUUUGUCAUUUAUUUACAUAUAAAUAACAUGUCCAGUGUUAUUGAUUUUAAGUAAAAUAAAGUAAGCAGCAAUUGUUCUUGUUGUAAAUACCAGAAUCAUGCAAACCAUUGUCAAGGGUUUUGAAAUUCACUGCUACAGUUUUUGACUGGAGAUUACUGACACCAAUGGUAAAGCAGGGUUCGAAUUAUGUGAGGGAUUGGAUCUUUUUUACCAAAAGAGGUAAAAACAACAGUCCUUAGGGGGCUGAAACAUUUAUAUAUUUUUUUUUUCUUACCUGUAAUUGUAAAUAUUACAAUAUAUUUCCCAUAUUCAUAUCUGGAAGAAUGUUGUAAUAUGAUUACAAACACCCCUAAAGUGAACCGUACCAUUUCUUAACCUUGAUGUUAGCUGAAUGUCUCGUCUGCCUGCCUCACUACAUCAGUGGCUCCAUCCUCAAGUCUCUGCUCCUGUCAAAAAGUCACUGUAGGUGAAUGUAAGCAGCAGUAGCUAACUAUCUAGCUUGUUUAAUAAACUUUACUUUUC